CAUGGUCGCUAAGCUGAUUCCCAGCUGAUGUUUGCCGCGAAAUAAACAACCACAGUCCAAGCAUAAAAAUCGUAAAAAUGUCUAACAAAUUGAUCACCGAUUCAUUUCCAAAAGCCAAGAAAGACAGUCUUAUAACCCAGAAAUUACGACAGACGAAGGCAAGGCCUGUCGAUAUAAAGGGAAAGCCGUCAGCAAAAGCUGAUAAAGAUGUAUCAAUCGACGCAAGACAAGAUGACCUAAAGACUUUGAGGGAGUUUGAUCUUUCUCCAGAGUUUGGACCUUGCUUAGGAAUGACCCGACUUGAGAGAUGGGAAAGAGCUGAUAGAUAUGGGCUGAACCCUCCUCAGGAUGUCAAGAAAAUCUUAGCCCUCCACCCUACUGAUAGUAACUAUACAGAUUGGUGAUCCUGGAUAAGUGAGCUUGCAUACCUGCAAUGGAAAGCUGAUAGCUUGUCUCAGACUCUGCACCAAGUCUAUCCAAUGUGUCAUCAGUCGCAUCAACUGUCUCAACAUCCGGUUCAACCUCUUCUUCUUCACUGGUGACCAUAUGCUCAGGAUCAGACAAUGGCACAAUCUUGGCAACCCUAGACAACAAGAGAGGAAUUAAAAAAACUCUAGAGAACAAAAGAGUAAUCCAGAAAUCUUAUGCCAUCAAAUUGAGAACUGUCCAAUCACCAUAAUUCAGAUUCACAAGUUCCAGUUCAAAUAAGGAUACUCUCUGAGAUUCAAUGUGUUGUAUGAUAUAUGUCUUUGUCAACUUACUGCUUGUGGUGUUGUUCAAAAUAAUAUCUAAAGAGCAUGCAACAGA
This is a messenger RNA of Nematostella vectensis (starlet sea anemone), 807 nucleotides long. Its product is annotated as DNA polymerase delta subunit 4. Lineage: Eukaryota; Metazoa; Cnidaria; Anthozoa; Actiniaria; Edwardsiidae. Gene Ontology annotation, biological process: DNA synthesis involved in DNA repair; DNA-templated DNA replication. The record is from RefSeq and is a predicted model, not a curated record. Gene Ontology annotation, molecular function: DNA-directed DNA polymerase activity. The transcript has 4 exons. Gene Ontology annotation, cellular component: delta DNA polymerase complex. The coding region runs from base 78 to 404 and encodes 108 amino acids.